Molecule: messenger RNA, 3165 nt
Organism: Miniopterus natalensis
Lineage: Eukaryota; Metazoa; Chordata; Mammalia; Chiroptera; Miniopteridae
Source: RefSeq, a predicted model, not a curated record
AUGGCUCCGAGGCUGGUCCUUGGUAACGGAACUGACCGUGGCCCUGUCCUCCUAGUGCACCAGGUGGCGGAGCGGGUGGAGGCCCUGGGACAGUUUGUCAUGAAGACCAGAAGGACCCUCAAAGGCCACGGGAACAAAGUUCUCUGCAUGGACUGGUGCAAAGAUAAGAGGAGGAUGGUGAGCUCGUCGCAGGACGGGAAGGUGAUCGUGUGGGAUUCCUUCACAACUAACAAGGAGCACGCAGUCACCAUGCCCUGCACGUGGGUGAUGGCGUGCGCGUAUGCCCCAUCGGGAUGUGCCAUUGCGUGUGGUGGUUUGGAUAAUAAGUGUUCUGUGUAUCCACUGACAUUUGACAAAAACGAAAGCAUGGCUGCCAAAAAGAAGUCCGUUGCUAUGCACACGAACUACCUGUCGGCCUGCAGCUUCACCAACUCUGACAUGCAGAUCCUGACUGCGAGCGGCGAUGGGACUUGUGCCUUGUGGGACGUGGAGAGUGGGCAGCUGCUGCAGAGCUUCCAUGGGCACGGGGCCGAUGUGCUCUGCUUGGACCUGGCGCCCUCAGAAACAGGAAACACCUUCGUGUCCGGGGGAUGUGACAAGAAGGCCAUGGUGUGGGACAUGCGCUCCGGCCAGUGCGUGCAGGCCUUUGAAACACACGAAUCAGACAUCAACAGUGUCCGAUACUACCCGAGUGGAGAUGCCUUUGCCUCAGGAUCAGAUGAUGCUACGUGUCGCCUCUACGACCUCCGGGCAGACAGGGAGGUCGCCAUCUAUUCCAAGGAGAGUAUCAUAUUUGGAGCAUCCAGCGUGGACUUCUCCCUCAGUGGUCGCCUGCUGUUUGCUGGAUACAAUGAUUAUACCAUCAACGUGUGGGAUGUUCUUAAGGGGUCUCGAGUCUCCAUCCUGUUUGGACAUGAAAACCGUGUUAGUACUCUGCGAGUUUCUCCUGAUGGGACUGCUUUUUGCUCAGGAUCAUGGGAUCACACCCUAAGAGUCUGGGCUUAAUCGUCUCUUCACAACACAUGCUUAGGUACCUGAGGUUAGAAUUUGAAAUUGCCACAUGUAAAUAGAUCUUACUUCUAGAGGAUUUGAGAGCUUAUCACAACUUAGCUUAAGGGAGCAACUCCAUGGCUGACAGUUCACCAAACAUCUCCAGUAUCACUAUUAAAACUACCACCCCUGGAAAAACACCACUGUGAGCCUUCAGCACUACUUCAAGUAUAGUGUUGUUUUUUGUUUGUUUGUUUCAUUUUGAACACUUUUUAAAACUUAUUCAUUUAAGGUUAUUCUUAAUUAUACUCAACUCAUUCUAUUACCGACAGAUUUCAGCAUUUAGUAUCUUUCAUAUUCCUUCCUUGAGUCAGUUUUGUCUCAGAGCACUUUAGAAGCUGGUCUUUCUCAGCAUGCACCGUGACUUUGGAAGCCUCGUCUGGAGGUGCUCACUUUAGUGGGCUGUCUGAGGAGGUACUUGAUCUGCGAUAGAAGAAAGUUCCAAUUCCAAAUGUAAAUAGACAUCUUUUUAUUGUAAAAGCAUCUUUCCCAGUCUUACAUCAUAUCAUCUUGUUUCAGAUAAAACAUUUUCGUCUGUGUGAACUGGUAUAAAUGAAGUACAGGUGUGCGCAAGAUGGGCAGGAUAUUUAAUUUAUGAGCCAUGUGAUGACGUGAUAGGAGUGUUACCACUUGGCCGAACAUUUUCUUUCAAGGAAAAAGCUGACCGCUGUGUGUGACACACAUGCUUCUCAGAGUCACCAAAACCUUUCUGUGUGGGAACUCAUGACAGUAAACAUAUUUAAAGACCUAUCCCUGGUAUUAGACAUAUUAGGAUUAGUAGUAUCCCCUCAGCCUAAAAUGGGUCUUGUCCAUAUCCAUUAGACUCAUAUUUAUUGCAUUAUGAGUGUAAUUGCAUAUACAACUCAAUUGAUAUGUCUUGAACAAUAAUCUUUGUCUUAUAUGACAAAAAUAACAUAAACGAUGCCUUUAUGUGAAAUUCAGCAAUUCCUUCUAGAAGAUACCAAGUGCUUUGUUACAGGAUCCUUUCUUUUCCUUUUUUUAUUUGUUGGUUUGUUUGUUUUGUUUUGUUUUUAAAGGUAUAGAGAGGCUUAUUCUUUGUUUUCGAAAAUUCCUUACUCAUAAAGAUGGCCUGCGUUAGGGAAGUAAAAAGUCACCUCAGAUACCAAAAAUCACUCCUGGGUGAGGCUUGCCCGGUGGGUGGCCUGGGGUCGGUCGGGCCAGGCCCUGUGGUUUCCAAGUGCCCCUGGGUCUCCUGGUCUCCUCUCAGCCCUGCUGUAGCCCAGCCCUUCUCCCAAGGGUAGUGCUGGCUUUGCAGGCCCAGCCCCAGGCCCCGCUGCACUGAGGGGCCCUCCUGGAGCUGGAGCUGGCACCCCUGUAACCUGGGGGGGUUACAGGACCACCCUCUAAACCACUUGGUCAGGAAUCAUAGUGGACCAGUCAGUCAAAAAUCAGGCCGUCUUUUCCAUCAGUUUUUUAAAAAUAAACAAAGUGGUUGCAUUCAGUCAUUUGUGAGGGUUUUACUACACAAAAGGCAGGGGCCUUUUUUUUUUUUACAGAAAAGGCCCCUGCUUGCCCCUGAAGAGGCAGAGGAGGACACGGUCCAGAGGGACCACUUUCCGGCCACCUUCCCCCCAGAGGACUGUCCAGGUGGGCACUCGGGGAAAUGGGCACCGGGUCCGCCCAGCCCCUGCCAGCUGCUGAGGGAGCAGGCCCCUCCGCGUGUCUACUCCCAGGACCCCCGAGUGUGCUCCGGUCCCCGGUUGCAGCCCCCCUCCCUCCCACAGACCCCUUCAUGCCUCUGCUCCCUGACCCGGCCUCCCAGAAGCGAAGGGACACGGGGCAAAGCAAAAGUCCCCUAAACUGCGGGGCAGCAAAUUCAAGGUAUAUGUAGAGGCAGACAGAGCACUUAUCUUCAGUAUAAGUGCAAAAUAGCCCAUAACUUUCCAACUAAAAAGUGACUUUAAAGGCCUUUUGAAAGUAUUUUGUAGAAUACUCCCCCACGGGCAGUAAGCACCUCCCCCAUAAGUAUGUCAUCUCACAGUGGGUGUUGUUUAGUAUUUACUGAUGAAAUACUUGGCUGGGAAUAUACUACACCAUGUGGAGACUCAAGGGUAUAAUCCAAGUAAUAAACUGUAUUUUGCAUAUUGAAAAUAA